Musa acuminata AAA Group (dessert banana) is the source of this 1502-nucleotide messenger RNA. Its product is annotated as mRNA cap guanine-N7 methyltransferase 1-like. The record is from RefSeq and is a predicted model, not a curated record. Gene Ontology annotation, biological process: 7-methylguanosine mRNA capping. The transcript is spliced from 13 exons. NCBI's taxonomy places the organism in Eukaryota, Viridiplantae, Streptophyta, Magnoliopsida, Zingiberales, Musaceae. Gene Ontology annotation, molecular function: mRNA 5'-cap (guanine-N7-)-methyltransferase activity. Gene Ontology annotation, cellular component: nucleus. The coding region runs from base 70 to 1191 and encodes 373 amino acids.
GCAUUUGAAGCCCCUCCCACCCCCCCUCGGUCUGGACAUCUCCUCCCCUUUUCUUCUAUUAGCGGAGGCAUGAAGCGGGGGUACGAAGGAACCCCCUCUACUUCCUUCGGGCCGCCCAAAUCCAAGCUCAGAUACGAUUCCUACGACGGAUCGCGGGCUUCGGAGGACGAGAGCUUCAAUAAUGCGCGCAGGGUGGCGGAUCAUUACAGUGCGAGGUCGAAUCAGACGCUGGAGGAGCGGGAGGCUAGCCCCAUCAUCCACUUGAAGAAGCUCAACAAUUGGAUUAAAAGCGUACUCAUUCAGCUGUAUGCUCACCCAAAAGAUGCUGUGCUUGAUAUUGCUUGUGGGAAGGGUGGUGACUUGAUCAAAUGGGACAAGGCAAGAAUUGGAUAUUAUGUGGGCGUGGAUAUAGCAGAAGGCUCGAUAAAAGACUGUCGGACUCGCUAUAAUGGAGACUCAGACCAGCAACAACGCAGGAAGAAGUUCAGUUUCCCUGCACGCCUUAUUUGUGCUGACUUUUAUGAAGUUCGUUUGGACAAGUAUUUGCAUGAUGAUGCACCAUUUGAUGUUUGCAGCUGUCAGUUUGCUUUACACUAUUCAUGGUCAACUGAAGCGCGUGCAAGGCAAGCCUUGGCAAAUGUAUCUGCAUUGCUUCAGCCUGGAGGCACAUUUAUUGGGACAAUGCCUGAUGCAAAUGUCAUUAUCAAAAGGCUUAGGGAAGCUGAAGGAUUAGAAUUUGGGAACAGUGUUUAUUGGAUAUGCUUUGAUGAAGAAUAUUCUUCCAAGAAGUUCAAGUCAUCCAGCCCUUUUGGAAUCAAGUACAAGUUUCAUCUAGAGGAUGCUGUUGAUUGUCCUGAGUGGAUUGUGCCAUUUCAUGUCUUCAAAUCCUUGGCACAGGAGUAUGAUCUGGAGCUCGUAUUUGUAAAAAACUCACAUGAGUUUGUUAAUGAGUACUUAAGGAGGCCCGAGUUUACAGAUCUGAUGCGGAGACUUGGUGCUCUAGGUGAUGGAAAUCAGGAUCAAAGCACACUAUCUCAGGACGAGUGGGAUGUAGCUUACCUUUAUUUGGCAUUCGUGUUGAGGAAGAGAGGUCAACCUAAUUUAAGUGGGAGGAACAACAACACAAAUAGAGGAAAGAUGUUCUUAUCAGAGGACGACAUUGAGUUCAUUGGUGGCUCACAUGAUCCCUAAGUUUCUUUUGGCAGAUGGGGGACAUAACAAGACUCUGGUACACUCUCGCUAGCAUACAAAGAAAGUGGAAUAUACAAUACAUGAUGAUGGUAUUCAUGGAUCUAACAGUAAUAAGGCAAGCUGGUUAUGAUUUGAACCGGACGAGAGUUCAGCUAAAAUUUGUUUUCUAGUGUAACUCACCGAGAUAAACUGAUUAAAGAAUUCACUUUCUUAAUGUAACAAUUAUUGUAUAUUUAAAAAUAGUUAUAGCUUAAGUAACCAAUCGCCUGUUUAUUUUGCUAUAACUGAAAAAUUAGCAGCUUAGAGAUUCA